AGAAAGUUGCUCGUAAAAAAGAUUUUGAAACUUGUAGGAGAACUAUUCUAUUACUAGCUAGAAAUCGACUUUCAUUAGCAGUAGUACGUAGUUCAUACGAAUAGGUGACUAAGGAAGUUGGUUAAUAUUGCAUGGAAACCAUAAUUAGCAAGGUGAAUUGCAGUAAUGGAUCAUCAAUAAUGAAUCAGCACAUUGAAUGCUACGCGGUUUUGGUGAGGCAGAGAUUAGAGAAGAGGAGCUACAGACAGUCACCCAGCUGCUGACCUUAGCACAUUAGCUAAGAUGGAUGGAUGGAUAGAUAGGCCAUUGCAGUAAAUGCUCUUUCUCUUGCUUGCUGUCACCUUUUGACUCUUUGAAUACACCCUUUGCUUCUUUUAGGUCAGCGUUUAUAGUUAGGAGGUGGCGGAGGGGUUUCCUUUUUUUCUAUAUAUGCUUUGCAGAUCAAUAAAUCUUAGCGUUGGACAAUUGUCUCAGCUUUUCCCAAGAAGAGAAAAAUAAGCACGGAUCACGACUAGUGGUGCAGAAAUAGCUGUCAAAAUAGAGAAGAACACAGCCCCAAGUCCAGCAAAGUUUUAGGGUGCACCGAGGGAUAGCUUCUGAGAGGGAUAUCUCAGAAAGAGAUCAUCAAACGGUAUCACAGACUACAAGACAAAGGGAAGGUGAAUAGAGAGAGGGAGAGGGAGAGAUGGGUAGACCUCCUUGCUGUGAUAAGGUGGGAGUUAAGAAAGGUCCAUGGACUCCCGAGGAGGAUAUAAUGUUGGUCACUUACGUUCAAGAACAUGGUCCUGGCAACUGGAGGGCUGUUCCUGCUAACACAGGUUUACGUAGAUGCAGCAAGAGUUGUAGGCUUAGAUGGACAAACUAUCUGAGGCCUGGGAUCAAGAGGGGUAACUUCACGGAUCAGGAGGAGAAAAUGAUCAUUCAGCUUCAAGCCCUUUUAGGGAACAAGUGGGCUGCGAUAGCUGCUUACCUGCCUGAGAGAACGGACAACGAUAUCAAGAACUUCUGGAACACCCAUUUGAAGAAGAAGCUUAAAAAGCUUCAAACGGGCUCAGACAGCAGCUCCCCAAGAAACGCGUUGUCAUCUUCCCACUCCAUUUCUAAAGGCCAGUGGGAAAGAAGGCUCCAAACUGAUAUCAAAACCGCCAAACAAGCCUUGCACGAUGCCUUGUCAUUGGAGGGAUCUAUCCCUGCGCCUGAUUCCAAGCCCUGCGAUGGUCAUCUGUCUUACACAGAACCUGGCCAAGGAUCGUCUACUUACGCAUCAAGUACAGAGAAUAUAGCAAGAUUGCUCAAGGGUUGGGUCAAAAAUCCUUCACCUCGUAAAUCUGAGCAAUCAAAAUCUUCCAGCACUCAGCAAUCGUUCUGCAAUGCCGCCACGGAUUGUACCUCCAGCGAUGGGACUCCUAGUGCCGAGAGCAAAAGCGGAAUAGAUUUAUCCGAAGCAUUUGAGUCCCUUUUUGGAUUUGAGUCUUUCGAGUCUUCAACCUCUGAAUUUUCUCAAUCCACCUCUCCUGAGGCCAGCAUUUUCCAAGGGGAAAGCAAACCGGACCAAGAUGGGGCACAAGUUCCAUUCUCUAUGUUGUUGGAGAAUUGGCUGCUCGACGGGAAAGAUGAUUUGACUAACUUCUCAUUCGAUGAAACUGCAAAUUUGUUUUAGUAGUAAGAAUUCUCCUUUUGAUUCUUGGUGAGAUAUUGAGAAUUAACUCUUACCAUUAUCUUGUUAAUUUUAGGCAUUGACAUUUGAACGCUUUUUUUGAGUCCUAGUGUUGCCCGCCCGUUACAGAUUUAAGAGAUUUAUUAGUGAAUCAUCUUCUGUGCCUUGAAACUCGUGUGUAAAAGCUAAUUAUGCUAAGUGAAUACAAUUCUAGCUCUUGAUUAUACAAA
This is a messenger RNA of Coffea arabica (coffee), 1887 nucleotides long. RefSeq names its product myb-related protein 306. Lineage: Eukaryota; Viridiplantae; Streptophyta; Magnoliopsida; Gentianales; Rubiaceae. The record is from RefSeq and is a predicted model, not a curated record. Gene Ontology annotation, biological process: response to auxin.